AUGGUAACUAUAGACGGCUGGACUUCUGGUGUCGGUAACAGCUCGCGCGGCAUCUCUGGCGGCCAGGCGCCGAACUGGGACUCCCCGGACUGGGCCACCGACCGGGGCAAGGCGGAUGGCACCUCCAACCAGCACGAGUCAGACUUCGACGAAUUCAGCAGUCACGGUGACCAAUCACCGCCGACGCAGCUCCCGCUGACGUCAUCACCGCCGCCAGCUGACUCGUCCAGCGAGCAGCUGACGGCGUCUCCCUCGCCUGUGGAGCCGGCGCCGUCCAUCGGGCGCUGCAAGGUGCUCUACGACUACAAGGCCAACAUGAACGACGAGCUCACCAUCAAGGCCGGUGACGUCAUCAACAUGCACGACAAGCAGGAGGACGGCUGGUGGCUGGGUGAGUUGAACGGCACCGUCGGCAUCUUCCCCGCCACCUACGUCCAGGAGCUGACCUGACCGCGUGACACCGCGCAGCGUCCGGCGGCGGCAGCCGGCGACGUCACGUGACUGCGGGUCACCUCGCGAGAUGUCGCCACCGUGUGGUUCCACUGAGACUUGAGCGGGCUCGAUCAGUGGUGUUUGUGAUCACGGCGCUGCGCGCGGCUGAUAGUCUGGCUGGGAGCCCACACGACUUGUGUCGACCUUGCCUGGAGUGGCUGCUGAUACCACGAGAGCUCGCCGAUGUAGUUAGUAUGUCUGCAUUGCCGUUCUUUGUAAAGUGUUGACAAUGAAGCUCGCUGAAGCUAUGUUUGUACCAUUUUGAAGCAGAUGACUAACAAGCAGUGCUGUUGGUCUCCUGCUGGGGAGUUAUUGUGAUGAUAUAACAGAUUACUUGCCUGAAAUGUAUCUGGGUAAUAUACGACUGCAUGAACUGCA
This is a messenger RNA of Pollicipes pollicipes, 870 nucleotides long. Its product is annotated as nostrin-like. Lineage: Eukaryota; Metazoa; Arthropoda; Thecostraca; Pollicipedomorpha; Pollicipedidae. The transcript has 4 exons. The coding region runs from base 1 to 450 and encodes 149 amino acids. The record is from RefSeq and is a predicted model, not a curated record. Gene Ontology annotation, molecular function: protein binding. Gene Ontology annotation, cellular component: plasma membrane; cytoplasm.